Orbicella faveolata is the source of this 5201-nucleotide messenger RNA. RefSeq names its product putative ATP-dependent RNA helicase DDX60. Gene Ontology annotation, cellular component: cytoplasm. Gene Ontology annotation, molecular function: nucleic acid binding; ATP binding. Lineage: Eukaryota; Metazoa; Cnidaria; Anthozoa; Scleractinia; Merulinidae. The record is from RefSeq and is a predicted model, not a curated record.
UUUAUUUUCGUUGAUCCGGUGGCUAUUGUUCACAUAUUCUCAAUUGCUCAGUUGCGGAGCUAUUUACAACCCUGGAAGAAUCGAAGAACCCGAACUGAGAACAUAACAGGGAAUUCAAAGGUUAGAUGCAUGAGUAAUUACAACGUCCGCUGAUUUUCAGUAUCAGAGGACGGCGAAACUCAACCUGAUAAUGACAGUAAAGGAAAUUUCUUAUCCAGAGGAAAAAGUUAAAGGCGAGUCACUGAUUACAACAGAGUCACCUCUGAGUCAGCAGAGUCAGUGAACAGAAACAUCAGGUCACAGACGACGAUAAAGAAUAAUUAUAAAUAUAUCACAAUCUGAUGGCAGAGGAGAGUCCCGCAGAAGCUGCAGGAAAUAGACCUGCUCUUGACAUUCAAGCUGGUGUCGGAAUAUUUCGCAUCAGAAUUCAAAUUGACAACCAUUGGUUAGCAGCAGCAUUCUUAGGCGCCGGCUUCCUAACGUUAAGAGCUUUUUAUAAUUCAAACCACGAGUCUGUUGAGACUGCAGUAAGAAUUGCCUUGGCAGGUUUGGCGGAUGAAGUCUUGUCUAUACGACCGUCUUCUAUUCUUGUCGAUUUUGUUUGUUAUACAAAAGAGAAGUAUCAGGCAUUUAUGGAUGCUUUUACGACAGGAACAGUAAAGCAAAGACUACAAGAGGAAUUUUUUGAAAUUGGAUUCAAAGACAAGUUACAAGUGACCAUUGUAUACGACAACGCGCCUCAGAUAAGAAUGGCGGAAGGAGGUGAAGAGUACUAUUCCUCGUCCGAUGACGAUUCUGAUGUUUCUCUGUUUGACUUAGAUGAGGACGAUGACGAUGCAGAUUGUGUUGACAGGGAGGAUCCUGUCCAGCCCGACGAUGACGGAGAGCAGGCUAUUGAUGAAAAAAAAUUUCAAAAGCAACACGAUGCCGAGUUCUUCAAAGAAAUUGCAGAGCAAGAUGAGCCACAGGAAGAUGUUGCUAAAAACGAUGAAAAUCACGACAAACCACGACUUAAUGUUUCCAUGUCCUUGCGUUACGUCAGUGGAUAUUUCUACGAGAGAAACGUGACACCUUUGCAUUUAAACAUCCUGUCAGACUUUGUGGAUGCGGAGAUUUUCCUGAUUGAUGGUGAUUCUUUGCUUUUGGAACUUUUCGGAGAGGAGAGCCUUGAUUGGCGUCAUGGUGGACAGUUUCUGCACCUCACCUAUCUAUUGGAGCGCUUUUUACAAUACUUCACAGACAAAGGCGGCGUUUUUCACAUCGUCUUUUUCAAAGACAUGGAGAUCAUCUGGAAGACUCAACCGUCCAUGUUGCUAGCUCGCCAAGCUCUUAUUCUUCAUCUUAAGCACAACACAUCAUUCACCGUUGUCACUUCGAUCAACAAUUUCUGGGAAAAGGAAUGGCAAGAUUACAUUAGCGACAAACUGCCUGCAUUUCUGCUGCUAACAGACGCGGAAACCAUUCCUUGGAUAACCAAAAAGUUUGACUGCGCCAUAGAGUUUUUCUUCCGUAGUCUCCUGUUCCAUUGCCUUGGACAGAAAUUAAACUGUGUGUUUAUUUCGGGCAUCCAGAUGACAGCCACAAAGGUGAUGGGCUUUUACUCGGAGUCUAGGUUUGAACAUAGGCGUCUCUUUAGAAAAUUCAAGGAGCCAGUCUGGAAAACGUUUCAAUUUCUUAUGAGAUAUUGUCGUGAUCGGCCAUCUGCGAAUGGCCUCGGGGGUCCAGAAACCUCUUCUCCAGGAAGUCAGGCGUCGUCCUUGGUGUCGCCGUCGUCACUGCUGAAGGUUUCUAUAGUCGGUGUGAUCCGGCAGGGUUCGUCCCUGUCUUUAACGUUGGUCACUCACCAACAACAGUUCUUUUCAGAACUACCCUCACCCGGACGAUCACACUAUACGAACUACCAUAUAUAUAUUAACAAGCGACCCGUUCCAAGGGACAGUUGUGCCACGAUGAAGAAAGCACCAAACCAUUACCGUGUUACUCCUUUUGACAACGGCAAUUUUAUGCAAAUAUACAGUUAUUAUGCGAUCUGUUUUGUUCUAGAACGACCUUCUGAGCCAGACUCUUGCGUGAAAGUCAGGCGUCUCCUUGAGGUCGAAAGCGACCUCGUGAAUGAGUAUGCUGGAGACACUCGGUCAAAAAUUAACGCCACGGCUGGAGAUGAGAAUGAAGAAGUUUUCAACAUUGGCCGGGAAUUUGAUGAACAUUAUCACUGGCAUUCUCUAAAGCCUCUUUCUGAUGAUUACGACCGAACAAAACAAACGUUCACAGAUAAGCCUCCAGACGACCCGUGGCAAAGAAAAUGGUAUUUCAAAGACAAGCAGAAAUACGUUCGCUAUCACAGACUUUAUGGCGACUCACUUGUUGGAGGCAUUAACCAAGCGAAAAGUAUCACAGUCACGGAGACCGGGGAUAAGAAGGAAAAAGGAAAAAAGACGAGUAAGAAGGCAGCACAAAUUAAAGAAGAAAAUAACCAAAGGAUGAAAGAGCAAGACAAGAAAAAAGAUCUAGAAAAGUGGUAUCAUUUUCGUGAGGACAUCGAAAGCAACUUGAAGAAAGACAACUACGAUACGGCUUUGAAGUUGAUUGAUACAUACGAAUCAGAUUGCAAAUCUCCAGAACUUCAUCUUCAAGCGCUCAUGAAAAGAGCGCAGAGUGGUUACGAAGCCUGGCAACAUACAAGAACAUGUGACCCUAGUUGUAACGAUAUGAAGUAUCCUGUCCUUUUAAUGCAAAGUGUCCAGAAAAUUGCGCAAGGGUUCUCAAGUCUACUCACAGACAAGAAGAAAAAGAAACUCGCUGAAUGCAUGCAAAAGCUGGGCUUCAAUGACAUCGCAGGCUCGUUUUAUGAGUUGCAGCCUGAAAGUGGAAAAAGGGCCGGACGGCUUUCUGUUCACACUACAAGCGCAAGAUUCCAACUGGAGCACAUGGGGCAUUUGCUGAAACGAGACGAGCGUACGGAUCGUGAUCCUAGAGUGGACCACUUUAUUCCAGACACAUGGCAGCGCGAGCUCCUUGAUGCUGUGGACCAGAACGAGUCAGCAGUGAUCGUGGCGCCGACCUCAUCAGGGAAGACUUACGCCUCUUAUUACUGCAUGGAGAAAGUGCUACGACAAAGCAACGAUGGUGUAGUAGUGUAUGUUUCACCGACAAAGGCUUUAGUUAAUCAGGUCGCUGCCACAAUCUACGCUCGCUUUCACCGCAAACAGCUCCCAGAAGGACGAGCAGUGUAUGGUGUCUUUACCAGGGAUUAUCGACUCAAUACAUUAAACUCACAGAUCCUUGUUACAGUUCCUGAGUGUUUAGAGAUACUUUUCCUCUCGCCUCGCCGACAAGAGUGGACAAAGAAUAUCAAAUAUGUGAUCUUCGAUGAGGUUCACUGUCUUGGACAAGAGAUUGGGGCGGAGGUCUGGGAACAUCUCCUUCUUCUAAUUCGCUGUCCUUUUUUGGCUCUCUCGGCAACCAUUGGAAAUCCACACGACUUAAUGGCCUGGUUACAAGCUGCUCAAGACUUUCGUGAGCAGCAGGAUAAACAAGAUAAAGGCAAGCUGAGGAAUUCAUACAGGAUCAGGCUUGUUACCUGUGACGAGCGAUACUCAGAUCUGGAAAAAAGCAUUUACCUUCCAAGUCCUUGUCACGGCGGAUUUUCUGAGGAAACGGAGAAAUACGAGGGUAGCUACGAUGUUAAAAACACAGAGGAGUUUGUAAGACUUCAUCCAUGUGCCCAGCUUGGACCCAAACAGCUACAGGAAAAUGGUUUUCCAGGUGAUAUGGCUCUCACUCCCAAAGAAACUCUUCACCUUUUUGACACAAUGGUUCUACAGUGGCCCGACAAAGUUUCCUUGCAGGAACUUUCUCCAGAACAAUAUUUCCUUGAAAAUAAGUUCAUUUUAAAGAGUCAUGCUCGACAAUACGAGCAUGAAAUAAAGAAGGAAUUCAAGUCCUGGGCAGAUGAGAGACAGUUAAAGAAGGUGCAAUCCGUCAUUCAGUCAUUGAAUGCUAUUUGCCUAGACAAGCAGGCCUCGGUUGAACAAGAAUGGAGCGAAAUAGGAAUGCCUUCGUCUGGCACAGAUUUUAUCUUACUUAAUUUCUCGAAGCUGGUUGACCAACUCAGAGCACAAGAUAAACUGCCAGCCCUGGUUUUCAGCUUUGACCGCAAGAUGUGCGAAUACCUAUCGCAGUAUCUUACUGAGGACUUUGAAGAUCGAGAAGAAGUUCUUCGAGCUCAAGGGGACCCAAAAACCUUAAAACUGGUAGAGAAGAGGCGAGAAAAGGCUGAAAAGAGAUUGAAAAAGACAAGAGAUCAAACAGAUAAAGAGAAAGGAAAUAGGUCAGCCAACCAACCAGUGGAACUAAUUAAGGAAGAUUUUUCAUCUUUGGGUGAAACAUUGCCUCAAGAUGCAUUGGCCCUGAUAGCUCAAGGUGGCCCAAGGACCUUGAAAUUGGCAGAGAAGAGGCGAGCAAAGGCUGAAAAGAGGUUGAAGAAAUCAAGAGAUGAAACAGAGAAAGGGAAAAGGUUGAACAACCAACACGAAGAGGAAGACGAGGAAGAUUUUUCAGCUUUAGAUGAACCUUUGCCAGAAUGUACAUUGGCUUUUACACACAGAAUUGGAAACCAGGACUUAGAAAAGAUUAUGGACCGCAUACGGUUUAUCAAGAGUAAAGACAUAUUCAAGCGUUCCUUGAAACGAGGAAUCUGCUAUCAUCACGCUGGACUUAACAACAAAAGACGCAGCUGUGUGGAAAUCUUGUUUAGGGAGAGAUAUCUUCAGGUGGUCGCAGCAACGGGAACUUUGGCCCUUGGCAUUCAUAUGCCUUGCAAGACAGUCGUAUUCGCUGGAGACUCACCUUUCUUAAACUCUCUGAUGUAUAGACAGAUGUCUGGCAGAGCGGGUCGUAGAGGCUUUGACCCGGUGGGAAAUGUUUUGUUUUUUGGAGUUCCUUACCGCAAGGUUCAACGACUCAUAACAGCUAACAUUCCAAAGCUAGUUGGGAACUUCCCCAUAAAUGUAUCGUUGGUCCUGCGCCUGCUCUUGAUGACGACAAAGGGAGACGACAAGAACGAUGCGCUGACUAAGGUAUCAGUAGGAAAUAGAACUUGAUCAUACGUUGAGAACUCCUUUGACCGAGCUGCAUUCUAGAACGCGAUUCGAGUGCAGAGUGCAGAGUGCAGAGUGCAGAGUGCAGAGUGCGGAGUGCGG